AUGCCUCGUAUGUCUCCCGAGACGGACGAGUCCGAGCCUUUUCUCGCCGCCGACUUUCUCGAGACCCCGAUCCAACUCGAAGAGGGCACAAACGAGCGCCGUCGCAACACCUUCACGGCCAGAUCCUACCGCAAGCGCGCCACCAGAUCGCCGUCACCGUUUGUCGCCGCCGCUACUGCGCCGCUAGGAUUCUUAGGCUGCUGUGCCGCUCGCUAUCUGCGCCGCCAUGUUCGAUGCACCACCAUCCCCCGCCAGCUUAUACUGCUUUUCAAGCUCUACCUUUUCAGUGUCGCCAUUGUGGCCUUUUCCGUGCUCGUCGUCUUCCCGUCCCAUACCAACCCGCCGCCGCCGUACAGACAGCUCGAGCAACGAUGCGCAGGUCCGUCCCCGAGCGUCGCUUGCGCCAACCCACACAAGGAGAAGAUAUUCAUCGUCGCGUCCAUGUACGACAAGGAGGGAUCCCUGCUGGGCGGGCAAUGGGGCCAGCAACUGCUCGAUGUUGUUGAUCUCAUCGGGCCCGAAAACGCCUUUGUGUCUAUAUACGAAAAUAAUAAUGCGCCCGCUGGCACGGCUGCUCUGCACAACUUCCGCCGACGACUGCCUUGCAAGAGCGAGCUCGCUCAUGAGCAGGACGUGGAUCUCUCGCAGUUUCCCAACAUCACCAUGCCUGACGGCUCCCAGCGAAUGAAGCGCUUAGCUUACCUCACCGAGCUGCGCAAUCGAGCCAUGUGGCCUCUUGACCGCUUCAACGAGUCCAUCGGUGCCUUUGACAAAGUCCUGUACCUCAACGACGUCUUUUAUCGCCCCAUGGACGCCGCCCACCUCCUCUUUUCUACCAAUGCCGACGACAGCGGACGCACGCACUACUUGUCUGCGUGCGCCAUGGACUUUGCCUCGCCAGGUAUUUUCUAUGAUUCUUACGCUCUGCGUGAUGCUGAAGGAUUCGGCGUCGGCUCCCAAGAGUACCCCGUUUUCACAACAGCCGGUGACGCCAUCUCCCGCCACGAUAUGCUAGGCGAAACCGAUGCCGUCCGUGUCGGCGCAUGCUGGUCUGGCAUGGUUGCCAUGCAAGCACGAUGGGUCCAAAACACAAAAUCUACCUCGCUGCCGACGCCCGACUUUCAAGACGUUGGUGCCCAUGUCAUCGAUCCCGAUGCCCCGAAGCCUGUCGAGAUUCCCAUCCGAUUCCGGUAUGAGCCGGAAAUCUUUGCCGAUUCGUGCGAAUGCUGCCUGUUCCUCGCUGACGUCGCCACCGUCGCGCGCAACGCCGGCGCCCUGGACACGGACACGUUUCUCAACCCCUACGUGCGCGUCACGUACAAGCCGCAGCUGCUACCCUGGAUCCUGCUGAGCAAGCGCUGGGAGCGCAUCUGGGUCCCCUUGCAGCUUUUCCGUACGUGGCUAGCGAACCUCCCAGACUCCAACCCUCAUCGCACGGUCCAAGAGGGCGAGACCUUUGUCGAGGAGGUUUGGGUAGCGAACCGCUCGCUCGCGGCCGGCGGCCACUGGGACAUGAAGGAGCGCAAGGGUCGCAACGGCAUGAUGUGCUGGGGUCGCAUGAUGCACUUGAUGAAGCUGGGGGGCAAGCGCGGAGGGGAUAGAAAUUGGGAACGGGCUCGUAUACCAAGUGGUCAUGUACAGUGA
Messenger RNA from Cordyceps militaris CM01, 1644 nucleotides. RefSeq lists its product as uncharacterized. NCBI's taxonomy places the organism in Eukaryota, Fungi, Ascomycota, Sordariomycetes, Hypocreales, Cordycipitaceae. The record is from RefSeq and is a predicted model, not a curated record. The transcript has a single exon. The coding region runs from base 1 to 1644 and encodes 547 amino acids.